Messenger RNA from Chiloscyllium plagiosum (whitespotted bambooshark), 4364 nucleotides. RefSeq names its product MDM2 binding protein (gene mtbp). The record is from RefSeq and is a predicted model, not a curated record. NCBI's taxonomy places the organism in Eukaryota, Metazoa, Chordata, Chondrichthyes, Orectolobiformes, Hemiscylliidae. Gene Ontology annotation, cellular component: kinetochore. Gene Ontology annotation, biological process: regulation of protein ubiquitination; traversing start control point of mitotic cell cycle; protein localization to kinetochore.
UCUGUGGGGCCGCCGAUUUGUAGAGGCAGUGCCCUGGAGAAGCUCAAAAUGAGAAAACACACACCAGCCGACUUUUAAUGAGCUCGUCUGUUCAUCGUACGGUGAUCUGUUCUUAUCAAACCUUGCAAUGGACCGAUAUGUGUUGUUAGUGGUUUGGAAUUAUAGAGGUGACCAAGGUCAAGGUGAAGAGUUUUCUGAGCUAACAGCUAUUAAACGUGUCUAUGAACUACUGAGAAAGAAUGCUAGUAUCUCUUCAGAUUCGAGAUUGGCCUUGUUUCCAGCCUGUUCAAUAUCCGGUGGCCCAACACCGCAGAAAUGGUUCUUUGCAAUUCAGGCAAUACAUGGCUUUUCACAGUUCUGUAGUCCAGAAUGGGAUGAAAUUGGUUCCAGUGAGAAGGACAGAGACUGUGAGGAACCUUUGCCAGUAUUAAUCGAAGAAUGUCUGAAUAGUAUAAAUAGUUAUGAGGAAGAGGACAGUGAUGUGAAAGAACCGCUGUCCCUGAGUGAGUUAUUUGAGGAAGCUGCUGAGGGUCUACAUCAACUGGCAGAUAAAUUGCCUCCUCCAGGCAAAGGGUUAUUGGAUCUAAUUCUACUGGUCUCCGAUCAUGGUGUUCCUAGGCUGAAAGACUGGCUUCCUGUUGUGGGUGCACUUAAGCAUCUAAGAGAGUGGCAUUCAGCAGAAAUUAUCAUUGCGGUAAAGAAUAGCAAGUGUUGGCAGAAAAUUUCUGAGAACCUUGGAGCAACUGUGGUAAAUCCAGAAAAUUUUGAGAACAUGAUUGAUCCAUUGCUAAUUUGGAGAGGGGACAUUCACAUCAAAGAGCGAAAGUUUGCUUCUGAGGUCAUGUUUCCAGGAUUCUGCUUGAAAGCUGGCACUCAAAACAUUUUCAAUUAUUUAAAAAGUUCCAAUACAUCAUUUGAAGAUGCAUCCAUGACAUCGAGAACAACAGAUGCAAAAGGAGAGACUUUUUAUUAUUAUAAGCCAGUGUUGGAGUUUGUGCAGUUGGUGGCGCUAUCAGACCUUCCCUCCUACUUCCGAUCUGGAAUUGAGUUUGAGUUCUCUUUAUCAAGAACUAAAGCUCAAGGCAAAUCUAAACAACUACUGAACCAACUUUCUUCUCUACAAGGAAAGGUUGGAGCUCUUUUUAAUCUAUCUUGUACAGUAAGCAACACUCAGAUUCCGCCUGCUAACCAGUACAGUACACGGAAAUGGAAAGAUUACGUGGCAAGAAAGCCAAAAUGCAUUAAUGUUCCAGAGAUCGAGAUGAAAGGAGAGGUUUGCAGUUACUACCUGAUGGUUCAAAGCAAUUGUCGAGGUGGCUGUAAGGCAAUCCUGAUUCAUUCAGCCAAUCAGAUUAAUGGAGCUGCAGCUAUAGCCAUAGUGAAUGGGAUCCUGGAAGAAAGACUUGAAGACAAAGAAGGUGAAGAGUGUGAUGUUGCAGAGCUUCUUGGGGCAAUGCCUUAUCUUACUGAAGAUCAGCUUGUAGACCGAGAGAAGAAACUGGCACAAGUUCAAACACUUGCUUUACGAGAGUUUCUAAAAAGCAGGCAGAUAAGUAAAAUGCCCUUGUUGAUUCCAAUUAAUGAAUUAAAGGCAUUGUUGACAUUGGUGCGAGAACAGUACUUUGGGCAAUAUGACAGGAAUCUGCCAAGCAAUAUUUUGGGCAAUGUAUGUCAGAGACAAGAGGAAGCUAUUAAACGUACUGAAACUGACAGCUCAACCCUGAGUCCAUCACAGUGGCCUGAGAGAAGUGUUCUUGAACGCUAUGAAAAUCUUGAAAGAACUAGACAGAAGUCCAGAGUUGGUUCCAUGUUAACAAGCUCAUCUGAGAUUCUGUUGGGACUCAAGGAUAGCCAAAGAUUACUUCCAGUUCAGCUUGACGCCAAAGAACUGCUAAAAUAUUUUACACCUGAAGGUUUUCCAGUUGCUGAGCUCCAACCUUUACAAAUACAGCGAGGUGAAAAUGAGUUUCCACUAACCCCUGAGAUGACUCUGCAGAAGCUGAAAGGUUUGCCGUUUGAAAAGGCUACUGAAUGCCACUACCAUGGAGUUGAGUAUUGCCUGGACAACAGCAGAGCACUUGAAAAGGAUAUUCGAUUUGGGAAACUUCAGUCUCGCCUUAUCCGCUAUGAAACUAACACAACCUGUUCGAGAGAACAGUGUCCAGUUAUUUAUGGAUUAAGCCCACUGUCGUCUCCUGCAGUCCUUUCAGAACCUGGAAGUGUACCGGAUGGUGAAGCUUUCCAGAACGAUCAGAAAAAUACUGGUGGGACAGGACAAAAGCAUACAUCAAGGAAGGUGGAGAGUUUCCAACUCAGCAAAAGACUUAGCAAAUCCAAAAGCACAGAAUCUCUGAAUUCCCAGUAUUCACUACGAACAUCACAGGAGGCUGGAAAUAAUGGAAAUAAUUCAGUCGCUGGUUUGCGGGAACAUGGUCAAAGCCUUGCAACUGUUUCAGCUUCCAGUAAGAAGCCCAAUAGCCAGAUUCAGAGAAUGGCAACAAAGGCUUGUCAUGAAAGUGUGAAAAAAGAAUCACGAUCUCAGAAGCACAAAAGGAUGCUGAAAGAAGUUGUGGCAAAAGUACUCGAAAGUAAUGGAAUUUCAAAGAAGCAUAAAUCUUUUCUAUCUUGCAGUCAACGUUUGUUUAAAAUAUCCAUGCUUUACCUGAAGGAUUUAAAAACGUCACGUGGACUACAUGAAGAAAUGAAAAAGACUGCAAACAAUAAUGUGCGACAGGUGAUUGACUGGGUGUUAGAAAAAACUGACGUGAAGUGAAAUUCAGGAACUCUAACUGGAAACUCUUACUCAGUCUGCUGGGACUUCACCGAAGAGCUCUUCACAUGAAAGAAUACAACGUAACCCAAAUAUAAAAACAUGUUUAAUUGUGUUACAUAGCAACAUCAGUGUAAUUUUGUUUCUAUUCUGAAGGCUGAAAUACUUCGAGGCCAGUAGAAUAAUUGAGAUUUUGCUUUUUAUAUUUGUAUUGAAACUGUGCAUUUCAUUCCGAAGGCAUAUAUAAUCCAGUUAAAGAUUUUAAUCUUAAAUUUUUACCAUAUUUAAAUUUUAAAACUAAAACAUGCUGGUUUUUACCUGAUCCAUUUUAAACCACAUGACUUGUGACGGAACAAAACUGCCAUAAAUCCACCCUAUCAGUUGCUGUAGGUAUGCCAGCUGCUUCAAAAUCUAGUUUGUUAAAUAGUGUAAAAUGACUUUGAAAUACUUUAUAAGCUUUCAAAAACAAAAAAAAGUCAUGACAGCAAGCACCCAAAUACCAAAAACCGAAUUAACUUAAAAUGGAGGCCAUCUUCCCUGUCCUCUUUUAGAUAUAGGAUUUGCCCUGCUUUGGUAUGAAAGUAGUAAUCAUCGGACAAAGUCCAUUCUUGUGAUUUUUUUUUAAUGAAGAAUUAUAAUGUGACCCUUCCUUACCACAUCUUGUUAAGUAGCCUUUGAAUAUUAUCUGAGCCGAACAAUUAAGAAGCAUCCUGUGUCCCUUUAUUAUAGCUCUCAGAAUAGAAAAUGUUCUAUUCUGGUUUUCCAAAACAAAUGCUGCAGCUUAACGUAGAAAUCUGUACAUUUAUAUGUACUAGAAGUCUCUAGUAUUAUUUUAAUGCUAUUUCUUGUUUCUACUCUUCUUUUCCCUCAACAUCUCCAAUAACUUAAACAUUUUAAAAUCCAAAUUGUUGACAGCCAUUUGAAAAAUGAAGGAUAAAAACUGGAAUAUAUCUAAACUGAUGAUCAUUGUUUUAAAAUAUGAAACAGCUAAAAAGUAUGGGAGAAAGCAGUCCAAGUAACAUCCAGAGCAUCAUCUGUAAAUGGAGAAUUCUACAGGCUGUUCUCAAACAAUAUCUCUUGUUUUGGGCUUUUUCUUAAACCUAGGAAACAGUUGUAUUUGUAAUGUUAAUGCAGAAAUAAUAUGAAGACAAUGGGCAAUAAAUAAAUCUUUAGGAACAAUCUCAUACGAUUUACUUAACAGCCAUCAUUGAGCUGAACCUGAAUCUGUCACAUUUGUACCAUGUCUGGACUGAGGCUUUGGACUUGGUCUAAAUUACUCUAGGCAGUUAUCCUGCACUUGACUAGAUGUGAUAUUAUGUGAAUUCAAAAAUGUUUUUGGAAAAUGUCCCUCUGGUGUACCCAGAUCAUUUACUUGUCCAGCUUUUGAUCUGUGGAGGGCAGUUGGUCAAAAAUUUGAAAUAACUGGUCAAAAGAACAUGCAUUUCCAACAUAGUGAUUUUUGUUUAAUUGAUUGUGCUGUAAAAUUGUGCACAUUUUCUGUAAAGUGCAUUUGAAAUCUAGUGACUCAAAGUAAGACUCCUGUAAAGAAGCAAAUGAACACACAGAAAUAAAGUUUUGAUAAUCUUUUAUUCAA